Molecule: messenger RNA, 2046 nt
Organism: Chironomus riparius
Lineage: Eukaryota; Metazoa; Arthropoda; Insecta; Diptera; Chironomidae
Source: the annotation of a GenBank genome assembly
AUGGAGUUAAAGAAUUUACUUGUAAAAUUUUUAAUUAUUUCUUUAAUAUCAGCGGUUCCACAAGCGCAGUUAACUAAUGCGAUCUUAAAUGUUGUUGAUAACAGCAUAAAGUGGGAUAAAUUGACAAGUCGUUUGGGGCAAAUGAUGAUGCAUAGUGACGUGGCUGCAAAAAAGAAAGCUAUUAAUGUCCUAAUAUUUUCGAUGGUUGACCAACAAGGCUCUUUAGAGUUCAAUGGAAUGCUGCAAUCGCUAGCAAAGCAUCAACCAGAAGCAUUCAGUUAUUCCUUAAAGGAAUUCAAGGUUUCAAAAGUAGAAGUAAGAUUUGAAUUUUCAAUCCUUUUGAUGGACAGCAGCAUCUUGAACUAUGACUCAUUCAUACGGCAAAACUUCAUUCUUAUUUUUCCUGAUUUGUCAACAAAAUUCUUUGUUAUCAUGACACGAUCAUUAGACAUUCGUAAAGUUUUUAAUGUAUGGAAUGUUUUGAGUAGAAAUGGAUACUAUAAUGUCUACAUAGUGCUUCACAGUAAUACUGUUUUUAAAAUGUUUCGAACAUAUCUGGAAGAUGAUCAUUUUCAAAUGAUAGAAACAAACGACACAAAGUUUUUAACUGUGAAAGAAAUGUCAGAAGAUUCAUGGAUGCUACAUAUUAAUAUUAUUUAUUAUAAUUCAUACCCGAUGUCUUACAUAGAAAAUGGCGAUAUAAUUGGUUCAGAUGGGAAAUUGAUGCAUGAAUUCAGUAAGAGGGUUAAGAUCCCAUUUAGAAUCAUUAAUAGAAAUAUGGAAAAACUCUUAUUGAAUGAAAUUAUUCAAUAUUUGACAACUGUCGCUGAUAUAUGCUUGUAUGCUAAUCUAAACUUAAAAGGUGAUAAUGUAUAUAAUGUUUGGUUAAAUGAGAUGGACGGACUGUGCGUACUUACACCUAGAAAUAUUCCUAUAUCUUCAUAUGACAAUCUUGCUUUGCCACUUGAUUCGAUGUCUCUUGUGAUGUCAUUUGUGUCUACUGUAUCAGUCAUAGUAUCAUGGAAGUUGAUUUCAAUCUACACAGCGAAUGGAAGGUCAUUACAAUCCAUCAUUGUAGCAAUUCUUGAGAUUAUAUUUAACACCGGAGCUUCAGGAAUAGAACAAAUUACCAAAAAGGAAGUUAUUCUUCUAUAUUCCUUCAUAUUCAGCUCAAUCAUUCUGGAUUCAUUCUACGAAUCUCUUCUUUUAGCUUUCAUGCUAGCCGAACAGACAUGGAGAUCAGCAUAUGAUUUGACAGAAUUGAAUGACAGUGACACAAAGUUCUUUAAGUUUUAUUCUAAGAAAGCAGCUGAAUUUGGUAAAGUUCCUUCCAUUCGGGAAGACUUGAUAUUGAAUUUUGUUGACAUAAGAUCAAUGACAUCACUUAUGAUACCCAAAAGCUUUGAUGAAAAUUUAGUUUAUCUUGUGUCCUGCAAGUACGCAGACUCAUUCAUCAAAUCAACACGUAAUUUCAAUGAAAAUAGACGAAUAUUUGACAUAAUUAGAAUAACUAAGAUGUUUCAGGGAUAUCCAGUUAGAAAAGGUUUUCCAUUCCAAGACGAAUUUAAGACACUUGUUAGAACUUGGUCUGAAUCUGGAAUCAAUAAGUUUUGGCAGAAACAAAGCCUUGAAAGAUCAAUGAAAUAUAAUAAACAUAAGAGCAACAAUAAAGACGAAUAUUUUGACAUGCAAUUUCCAUUGAUUCUUCUAUUUACAGGAUGUACUGUAGCAUUUUUAGCGUUUAUUUACGAAAACAUUACCAGUAGAUGUAACUCUAUUUCCAUGAAAAGAGGAAGAAAAGGUGAAGAUAGGCUGAACAUUCAAAAACCCAGAAAGGUGAAGCUGACGAAAUGGAUGAACAAAUUCAUCUAUAAGGACACAUUUGAUUCGACACAAUUUAAUCAUAUUAAUCACAAGAGAGAAGCCAUGAAAUGCCGAGAAUUAAUAUCUGGUGGAUAUUUUGUUAUCAGAAAGAUAAGAAAGAGAAAACAAUAUCGGCAAAUUAUUCAAGUUCGUCCUCAUUUAAAAACUAAUCGAUGUAAUUGA